AUGGAGGAGAAGCCCCAACUCAAAAUCCCAAGGGUGAAACUGGGUAAUCAAGGACUGGAGGUUUCACACCUGGGCUUUGGAUGCGGGGGACUUUCAGGAAUUUACAAUGCCCCUCUUUCCCAUGAGGCUGGAUGUUCCAUUAUAUUAGAAGCAUUUAAUAAGGGUAUCACCCUCUUUGACACUGCUGACGUUUAUGGAGAUAAUUAUGACAACGAGAUCAUGAUUGGAAAGGCUUUGAAGCAGCUUCCUCGCCAAAAGGUUCAAUUAGCAACGAAAUUUGGUAUUACAAUAUUAGAGGAUGGUCAAUGGGGGGUUAAGGGUACUCCUGAAUAUGUACGGAAAUGUUGUGAAGCUAGUCUUAAGCGGCUAGAUGUGGACUAUAUUGAUCUAUACUAUCAGCAUCGUGUUGACACUACAGUGCCAAUAGAGGAAACUGUGAGGGAGCUCAAGAAACUGGUGGAGGAGGGAAAGAUCAAAUAUGUUGGGUUAUCUGAAGCAAGUAUAGACACAAUAAGGAGAGCCCAUGCUAUUCAUCCCAUCACCGCAGUACAAAUGGAAUAUUCUCUGUGGACUCGUGAGAUAGAAGACGAUAUAAUUCCAUUCUGCAGAGAGCUUGGUAUCGGAAUAGUAGCAUAUAGCCCUCUUGGUCAAGGGUUCUUCGGUGGAAAAGCUGUUGUAGAGGAUUUGCCAAAAGAAAGUAUAUUGUCUCUCAAUCAGAGGUUCACCAAGGAGAAUGUGGAGAAGAACAAAGCUAUAUAUAUCCGUCUAGGUAUUGUGGCUGCAAAACAUCAUUGUACCAUCCCUCAACUGGCUCUAGCAUGGCUUUUACAUAAAGGAGGGGAUGUGAUCCCAAUCCCUGGUACAACUAAGAUUAAGAACCUUGAUAGUAACAUUGGAUGCUUGGCUAUAAAGCUUACACCAGAGGAUUUGAAAGAAAUUUCCGAUUCAGUACCUAUCGAUGAAGUCAGUGGUGAAAGAGCUGUGGGUAUGUGGGCUAAAUACACUUGGAAGGUGGUAAAUACACCAGAAAAUUAAUGGGAAAUCAUGAGAGCAAAUACAUUUGUGUCCACUCAAUUGAACAACAUGUCCAUUCUCAUACCUUCUGUUCCAACAUUAAUAAGUGAUUACAAAUUACAUGUAUUUGCUGGCAAUCUCUGUUCGAAUUUUCUUUUUUUAUGCAUGUGGCAUUUCAGGUUGCCACAAAAACAAUGUACUUGAUUUUAUAUGUAUGCGUAUGUAGAAUGUUCUUUUUAUUCAUCACCCCACCCCCAACUUCCUCCUGUUUUACAAGCAGAACAGUGUCCCUGAUGUUUUAAACUAACAGUUCAUCGUAUGCAAG
Ilex paraguariensis (yerba mate) is the source of this 1339-nucleotide messenger RNA. Lineage: Eukaryota; Viridiplantae; Streptophyta; Magnoliopsida; Aquifoliales; Aquifoliaceae. The record is from the annotation of a GenBank genome assembly.